Pimephales promelas (fathead minnow) is the source of this 4380-nucleotide messenger RNA. It is a transcript of the gene add3a, whose product is annotated as adducin 3 (gamma) a. The record is from RefSeq and is a predicted model, not a curated record. Gene Ontology annotation, cellular component: postsynaptic density; cytoskeleton; plasma membrane. Gene Ontology annotation, biological process: barbed-end actin filament capping. Gene Ontology annotation, molecular function: actin filament binding. NCBI's taxonomy places the organism in Eukaryota, Metazoa, Chordata, Actinopteri, Cypriniformes, Leuciscidae.
CUCUCUCUCCUGAAGCAGAUCCUCUCAAACAGACUCCCACGUACAAACACGCACAUACACACUACAGCCGAAAAUCCCCUAUUUACGAGGGAAGAGGAGUGUGAGGGUUGCUUUGUGCGCUUUACUGAGUGGAAUUGCGGACUGUUUGUGGAGUUUUUGGACUGUUUUUGUCGUGUUUAAUCCUCCGAGGUAAUCUGGGAAUGAAAGAGAUGCGCUCGAGCGCUCACUGGACUUUCACUCUGUGAGGAUCAAACAGGUGAAAACUGCAGGACAAUACAGUAGAGAUGAGUGGCGAGUCGAGACCGGGGGUGGUGACAACCCCUCCACCCCCGAGCGCGGGGAAACGGGAGGGUUACUUCGACCGCAUCAAUGAAAAUGACCCCGAAUACCUGCGUGCACGCAACAUGUCACCUGACCUGCGACAAGACUUCAACAUGAUGGAGCAGAAGAAAAGAGUCACACAGAUACUACAGAGUCCAGCAUUUAAAGAUGAACUGGAGGGAAUGAUCCAGGAACAGAUGAACAAGGGGAAUAACCCAGCAGGACUGCUCGCUCUACGGCAGAUCGCAGACUUCUUCAUGACCAGCUCCUUAGCCGGUUUCUCCACCUCCCCCCUCAGUUUGGGCAUGGUGACCCCAAUAAACGACAUGUUCAGCAUGGAGUCCAGUACUAUGGUGAAGGGAGAGAAACAGACCCGCUGCAAACUGGCCAGCCUCUACAGAAUAGUGGACCUGUUCAGCUGGGCCCACUUCACAAGCUGUUACAUUACAGUUCGUGUCAGUAAGGAACAGGAUCACAUCCUCAUCAUCCCCAGAGGGCUGUCCUUUGCCGAGGCCUCCGCGUCCAAUCUGGUAAAGGUGAACAUUCUCGGUGACGUGAUCGAUCAGGGCUCCACCAACCUGCAGAUCGACCCGGCCGGCUUCAGCCCUCACGCUGCCAUCUACUCCAUGAGACCCGACGUGCGCUGCAUCAUUCACAUACGCACACCGGCCACUGCUGCUGUGUCGUCUAUGAAGUGCGGCCUGCUGCCCAUCUCUCAGGAGUCUCUGAUCCUCGGUGACAUUGCCUACUACGACUACCAAGGCAGUGUAGAUGAGCCAGAUGAGCGCGUGCAGCUCCAGAAAGCCCUCGGACCGUCAACGAAGGUGUUGGUUUUAAGGAAUCAUGGGAUUGUCGCUCUCGGGGAGACCAUUGAAGAGGCCUUUCACUACAUUUACAAUGCUCAGUUGGCCUGUGAAAUUCAGGUGAAUGCGUUCUCAUGCGCUGGAGGAGUGGAGAACCUGAUCUUGUUGGAUCUGGAGAAGUUUAAACCUCGUACACAGGGGGUGGCAGAAGCCGGGGUCAACUUCGGCUCCCAGCACAAGUGGAGGGUGGGCGAGCUGGAGUUCGAGUCGCUCAUGAGAAUGCUGGACAACCUGGGUUACAGGACAGGCUACACGUACCGGCACCCCAUCGUGCGGGAGAAGCCGCGACACAAGAGCGAAGUGGAGAUUCCCGCGACAGUGACGGCGUUCAUGUUCGACGAGGACGACACUCCGCGUUUCCCUCUGAAGUUGCUGCAGCAGCGACAGCAGAGAGAGAAAACACGCUGGCUCAAUUCACCCAACUGCUACAUGAAGGUGAACGUGUCGGACGGGGCUAGCGAGGAGAACGGACGCACCAAGACCAUGUGGAUGAAGUCAGAUGAUGGCGGUAACGCUAGCGGGACUCCGAUCCGCAUCGAAGAUCCCAACCAGUUUGUUCCGAUGAACACAAACCCCAGUGAAGUUCUGCAAAAGAGAAAUAAGAUUCGCGAGCAGAACCGGUUUGAUAUGAUGACAGCAGGGCCGCAAUCACAGCGGCUGGCAGGGAUUGUGGUGGAAAGACCGCCGGGUCAGUCGCCAGUUAAGCCGUACAUGGGCGAUUGCGAGGACCAAAUGGUCCCUCUUCCUCCAAACCCCUUCAGCGAGCAGAUCGAGAAAGAGAUGAACGACUACCAGAAGAGAGUAGGAUUAGACGAUGAAGAGCAGCUCACGUCAGACGACGCGUCCACGCUCUCUCAGUCAGUGUCUCCUCACAACACUCCAGCCAAAGAAGAGAACCACACCGGCGUGAUGCUGAACGGCAAAGACGGGCACGGCGACGAGGACGAGCUCAUCAAGCGCGUGAGUCAGCUGACCACCAGCGUGGAGAGCGUGGAGAUCGAGGUGCGCUCGGGAGAGAAGAUCGAGGAGGCUCUGACGCCCGAGAGCUCGCCCUCCAAAUCGCCCAACAAGAAGAAGAAGAAGUUCAGAACCCCGUCCUUCCUGAAGAAGAGCAAAAAGAAAGAGAAAGUGGAGGCCUAGAGGAGAGAGAGAGAGAGAGAGAGAGCCCACCUCCUCUGUCCUUCUGUUUGUCGUUUUGUGUUUGAGUUCGUUUUUGUUGAGGUUAUGUAUAACAAAAACAUGGUUAUAUUGGGAGUCGGUGAAUAGAUGGAGUUACAUCCGUUUUUCACGUGAUCUUAAGAUGAGUUUUAUACAGGAAGAGAAGCGAGGGAAACUCCUGGGAAACUGGCUUCUCUCACCUGACGGACUGAAAAUGUUUCUGUACACAGUUUCCUAAUGAUUUUAUCUCGUUGAUGAGCCCAUACUGCAUUGUUUUUAUUUUUGUUUUCAUAUUGUAUGUUUAUUAGAUUCUCACACAGAGCCCCUUUUCCAUCCGCCACGUCAUCCCUCGUGGUGUCGGUUCUGCUUGUGCUCGUGGGUGGACGGCGGGCGUGAUUGGUUACACUACACAGGAAUCACACUGGAAACCGUUCUGGGGUUAUUUUAACAGGGUUUGUUUUAUUUGCUUCCUCUCAGCUGUGAUUGUCGGUGUGAAAUUGAGCAGCGCGCGUGUGACGCUCCUGUGUAGAGCCGCUCCAGCCUCCUCUCCGUACUGUUCUUUGCCAAAUAGCAUAAAAAGCAGAGCAAUCACGUUUUAGUGAACUGUAAUUUUGGUUUCGUGAACAUCCACUCUUUAUCUCUAAUGAAUCAUUGUAGCUUUUUUUUAUUAUUGUUAUUGAAACGAUUUAGGUUUUAUCCAUUCAGUUUUGUACUCGUUUCUAUACUUUAACAACGUAAAAAAAAAAAAAAACCUUGACGCAUGUUUUGCUAGCCUGAAUUUAUAUGGCUGAUAAUGUAGCGGUGCCUGACUCCUUCUCAGUCGUGUAAUAGCUCAGAUUACUAAACACGUGUAACGGAAAUGUAUGAAAACUGGAGUGAUGUUAAUGAUAUAUAUAUAUAUAUGAUAUUUUCGUGCUGCACUUUUUAAUGUGGUGUACAUAACAAAAUGUGUCCGGAUGAACUCGGCAGGCGAAAGAGCGAUAGAGGCGCGAUACGAAAACAUGAGAAAUGUCUUGAAAAAGGGUGGAGAAGGGAAACUUGUUAACAUAUAAGAAACAAUAUAUAUUUCUAAACUGUAUUUUUGAACAAAUAUCUUUGUCCCAAAGCUCUCACGGCGUCUACGGUGGGUUCAAAUCUAUCUCAAAUCUACUCUGGGCCUUUAUAGUGCUCCGGAUGACGACAUCAUUCAUUAUGCCACCUUGUUAUGACCAUCCAACUGGCUCAAAAGUCUCCAAAGCAUCAGUGUCCGUAUGAUUUCAUGAGAAACGGCAUUGUACAGUGUGUUUUUGUCUGUCUGAAACUGGAUUGAUUUGCUCAUCUUCCCUGCGCCAGAUGUAAGCCGUGAGUUCAGAGGUUGCUCGUCUGGCUUGUUUUGAAGCGCCCUGUCCCAUGAGACACCACAAUGUGGACAGAAUGUACUGCGUUUCGCCAAAAGCUAAUCUCUCAUGCUUAAGAUUAGCAGUUUGACCUUGGUUUGAACCCCACUCGGGCCCAAAUGUGGUCGUCAUACGUCCCGUAGGGGGAAGGCGAAACCACUGAGAAAGAGAAAGAUGUAUAUCCCAGUGGGCAAUGUGAAGUACUGGCUUGGGCACGGAGAGAGAGAGAGACACACACACUUCUAAGCUGUGUAAAUAGCAUGUGGUUUUGAAUGCGGGCCAGACGUGGAUUAAAACACAUUUAAAGCUGCACCGGGUGUGAGUUUAGAGCGACAACUCGGGAGAUUAACUCAUUUUAUUGCUUUUAAAUUUUCUUGCUGUUUUGGUUCUUUUCGCUGUGGUUUUUGCUUUCAGGGAGUGUAGUUCAUACCCUACAAGGUAUUCAAUUCUCGUUUUGUUUUUAAUUUUGUUGCUUUUUUUCUCCCUUUUUGCACCUUGUUUUACUAAUGCCUCUUUGUUGUAGUCUCUGGUUCAGAGCGCCUGUUUGCUUUGGCACGCGAGCCUCUCUGUGAAAUCGUAUAUAAAUGGUUAUCUAACGGACUUGCUUUUAGAUGUAUUGCUAAUCAGUGUAAAUUCACAAAUAAACUAUUUUAAGAAGCAAA